Molecule: messenger RNA, 252 nt
Organism: Puccinia triticina
Lineage: Eukaryota; Fungi; Basidiomycota; Pucciniomycetes; Pucciniales; Pucciniaceae
Exons: 1
Coding region: 1-252 (83 amino acids)
Source: RefSeq, a predicted model, not a curated record
AUGGAAGAAAGACAAAAGGCUAUUGCGGCUGCCAACAAGCAACCAUCAGUCCAACUCCCAGCUCCUCAUCAGUCUGCAGCAUCUUACAAAACUCCAUCAAGACGUCCCGCAGCAGAUCUUCAAAACUGUGAAGAAAAUGAGGACCGAACUAGCAAUGACGACUCCUCCAAUGGAGAAGACCUUGCAAAUCCAACUCAAAAUCAAGACAGUAGCCCCUCCCAACUUCUACCACUUGAUCCCCUUUUGAUAUAA